Molecule: messenger RNA, 1280 nt
Organism: Suillus fuscotomentosus
Lineage: Eukaryota; Fungi; Basidiomycota; Agaricomycetes; Boletales; Suillaceae
Exons: 3
Coding region: 218-1078 (286 amino acids)
Source: RefSeq, a predicted model, not a curated record
UACUCUUGCCAGAACGUGAAUAUCACUGGAAAUGCUGCUUACCUAUUCGGUAACUGUACAACUACCUAAAUGCAAUCGAGCACCUCAGCACAUACAUAGUCAGCAUCGUGGUUGUGGGCUUGUGUGUAACAAGCUCGUAGUAGCACAUGCAGUCUUCUCAGGCUUAAAAUUUUGAUUGUUUGAGCCUACAUCGAACUAAGCGCCCCUUCAUGAAUCAAUGGAUAACUUUGUUUACAUAACUUCGUUAUUCAAGUUGGACUCGUCUCGUCUGGGACCGUCGACAGUUCUGCACCAAAUGUCUCUCUUCUCCAGAGUAAAACACAUCGACGCUUUAGUCCGCUGCAACCGAUCUACUUUCACUGCACAUCGCUCAAGGUGGUUUUCCCUGUUCCCUGGCCGUGCUCAAGGAACCCAAAUACCAAAAGGACAACCGUUUUAUGAACUGAAGAAGCCCAGCAUCUUAAUUAAGUUCACCUGGACACUGCUCAUAGCUGAUGCGGUCUGCACACUAGCAAUGUGUGAGCUUUCCUGGAACUAUUUCACGCGUCCCGUGGAACCAACCGAGCCCGCAAUACCCCAUGGCUCCAAUACUAUAGGCAAUAAGCCACAGUACGAACUCCGCCCGACAUACCAGCGUGCUGGUCUAGUUUUUAUGCAUCUCGCGUUUGGAGGUUGGGUGGCAUUUAUGGUUGGCAUGAAAAGUGGAAUGAAUGUCAAGAGGAUCUGGCUGACUCCACCACGUCCACGAGGCGGUUUGACCACGUCAACCCGAAAAGCAAUCGGGCAUCCAAAGGUUGCGACUUUUGAAGGCUUUGGCAGUUUUGGUCUACGGGGCGAUGCACUGGACGUGAAAAAUUGCCGCUUAUCUGCUGCAGAAUCUGCAAACGAGCUGACAUUGAUUGUUAACGCACCGGAGAAUAGAACACAACAACUUUCGAUCGCGACGAAAGGCGUUUAUAUUGACGGCAAGCCUGUUUCACGCGAUGAAGUUUGCACUUCGCUCUCGCAAGUCUUUGGACAUAGACCUGAACCCGCGUCUUGGAUAAGUGGUCCAAUUCUAGAUGCACAGAAACCAUGAAACUCGAGCAGGAUGGAAUCUUGCGAGCCUGCUGUCAGUCAGUUGCAGCUGGCAGCUUACUACCUAUAUUUCCUCGACCAGAUUGAGGCGAUACAGUUACUGUAGCUUAUUUGUGCACGUCAUUAUACGUGUCCGCCAAGAGGUCUGUACGCAAAUAGGCAGACCACUUAUGAAUGCCAUGCCGCGUCACUAGUCAAGCUCA